UUUCAUCAAACCUUGGGUAGAACACAGUGAUUUGGCCUCUUAUCUUCUUCUUAUCCUCUUUAAAGUUUAGCCUACUUUACUUGCAUCUUCCUAGAUUCAACAUCGCACAGUAAACGCAUACCUCCAUAUCCCAGAAGCUGCAAUUCAGCCAAAAUUUCUGCUGAAAUGAGCAACAACAGAAGCAGCAUGAGCCCAGAAUUUUACACCAUGAAUGGAGGAGAUGGCCCUUACAGCUACUCCAACAAUUCCCGACCUCAGAGAUUAUGCAUAGAAAUUUCUAAGCCAAUAAUUGAUGAAGCAAUUAUGAAUGACCUCGAUUUAAGAAGCUUCUCUUUGUCAUCAAAUCCCAUUUCCAUUGUAGAUUUGGGGUGCUCUACUGGACCAAACACAUUCAUGGCAGUCCAAAAUAUACUAGAUUCCAUCAAGCAGAAAUACAAAUCCCACAUCCCUGAUUGUACAAGUCCUGAAUUCAUGGUAUACUUUAAUGACCAUUCAUCAAAUGAUUUCAAUACCCUCUUCGCUUCACUACCUCCUAAUCGGCAGUACUUUGUGGCCGCGGUGCCGGGGUCUUUCCACGGCCGGUUGUUCCCGGAAUCUUCUGUUCAUUUCUUUCAUUCGUCUAAUGCGAUUCACUGGCUGUCCAAGGCUCCUGAGGAGUUGGUGGACAGUAAGUCUUUGGCUUGGAACAAAGGGAGGGUGCAUUAUACAAAUGCUGCAAAGGAAGUUUGUGAUGCAUAUGCAGCUCAAUUUGGGAAGGACAUGGAGAAGUUUUUGGAUGCAAGAGGCAAAGAGAUUGUUGUUGGAGGAUUGAUGGUGUUGACUGUGAGUGGUAUCCCAAAUGGAAUCCGGCUUUCUCUCCAGAAUCCGGUUGGUCUCAUGUAUCAUCUUCUUGGGGCGUCCCUCAUGGACUUGGUAAAGAAAGAAGUAAUCAAUGAAGAACAAGCAGAGUCCUUCAACAUGCCUAUAUAUGUUGUCAACCCUGAGGUAUUGAGAGAGGCAGUGGAAAGAAAUGGGAAUUUCAGGGUAGUGAAAAUGGAGAUGAUAGAGUCAAUAUUAAAGACAAAUUAUGGUGAUGAAAUAACAAAUCUGAAUUGGUGGAUAGGAACGUUAAGAUCCGUGCAUGAAGACGUCAUCACCAAGCAUUUCGGGAGUGGAAUUAUGGAUAUACUUUGCCAGCAGUUCACUGCGAAUGCUUUAGAGAUUACUAAGAAUUUUAAUUGGGAUGAGCUUAAAGGACAUCAAUUAGUUGUCAUUUUGAAGCGUUAUAAGUAAUAAUAAUAAUAUUUUACAAUAUAAUAAAACUGUACAUAUAUAUUUUUCACACAUAAUUUAAAUAUAUAGAUGAUGUGUUAUAUAAUAAUAUAAUAUUUGUGUAUCUAAAUUAUGUACUAAAAAUAUGUACACAUAUUACUCUUUGCAAUAAGAAUGUAUCAUUUAUGUACAACAUAUAUAUAAAUAGAAGAAAAGUUCGGCUUUUGAAUUA
This is a messenger RNA of Mangifera indica (mango), 1483 nucleotides long. Its product is annotated as loganic acid O-methyltransferase-like. The transcript is spliced from 3 exons. Gene Ontology annotation, biological process: methylation. Bases 166 to 1272 code for a protein of 368 amino acids. Lineage: Eukaryota; Viridiplantae; Streptophyta; Magnoliopsida; Sapindales; Anacardiaceae. Gene Ontology annotation, molecular function: S-adenosylmethionine-dependent methyltransferase activity. The record is from RefSeq and is a predicted model, not a curated record.